AUGCCGUUGGACGGCGCUGGAGAAGCCGCGAGCGCCGCGAGCGCCGCGAGCGGUCACGAAAAGGAGCGAGCGCUCCCCGCUCACCGCUCAAGCUCUGAUCUCUCUGCUACACAUCUCGUUGGCGGGUCUGAAGUGGAGGGGCGCAAGGAGGAAGGUCGAGAUCAGGACGACGAGCGUGAAGAGAGCUACAACAGUCCAAGCAACGAAGCCGAAACGGAGCGAGCCUGCGACAGCAAGGUCGCGUCAGUGCGGAAUGUAGAAGCGGUGCAUUCCUCGGAAUCAGAUGGAGAUGCGUACUGCCAGCGCACGUUGCAGGUGUUGCCCGUAAAGGAGACGAUGUCCAGGACCGAACGAAACAAGCGCCUUAAGAAGACGAAGAAAGGGGGGAAACGACUCGCAACUGCUGCGUUUGCGACGUAUCCGUCAUCACGUGGCGUUCUCGACCCACUGGUAGGUGCUCGUGUGGAUGGAAUGCUGGCGGUGGAGACCAAUCGCUCCCACAUUUACGAUUAUCUUCUCGAACACGACGAGAAUGUUAUCUAA
Phytophthora nicotianae INRA-310 is the source of this 543-nucleotide messenger RNA. RefSeq lists its product as hypothetical. Bases 1 to 543 code for a protein of 180 amino acids. The transcript is spliced from 3 exons. The record is from RefSeq and is a predicted model, not a curated record. NCBI's taxonomy places the organism in Eukaryota, Oomycota, Peronosporomycetes, Peronosporales, Peronosporaceae.